CUGUCCGUUCAAGUCACUGCUCUGACAUGGCAGAUCUCGGUGCUUCUUUAGCGUUAGCAACUGGAAUUGUGCUUCUCAGCGAGGCGGCCAGAAGGACAGCUAAAGCAUUCGCAAAGGAGGAUUAUGCUCUUUACAUAAUAGAAGCUGUCUCUACAUUCCAGCUUUGCGCAUGUACUCAUGAGUUUAAACUUCUAGGCGAAACUGGCCGCCUUGAACCGCAGAUUGGACUGACUCUUACUUAUGUGAGCACUGUUGUCCACAUUUUAACUUUCCAUGGCGCGAGCUGCAACCCAUCUGGCACCCUUGAGGGUGUUUAUCGCAAAAGUUUUUCCGCGAGAACGGCCGCGAAGCUUAUUGCUUGUCAGUUCAUCAUUGCUUAUGUGGCGCGACAUGUUGCAGUGAAUAUCUGGGAGUUUGGUCUGUCCGAGAUGCACGUCAAACACAAGCUUUAUGGAUACAAAUGCUUUGAUCCAAUUAAUGCUUCUGUGCCCGCUGCCGCAGCUGUAGAACUGGCAUGUGCGUUUGUCCUGCAAGCAGCUAUCAUGCACGUUCACAGAUUUGCUGAAAAGCUUAGGGUCCAUGUCAUUGCCCUUGUCAUCACGGUUCUUGUAUAUGCAGCAGGUAGUAUUACCGGGGCUGUGUUCAACCCAGCGCUGGCAUUUUCCAUCCAGUUUCCCUGCGGCGGACGCAGUUUCCUGGAGUAUUGUUUUGUGUAUUGGCUGGGUCCAAUAUUAGGUGUGGCCAGUGCUGUGCUGUUCUUUGAAAGGGUCAUUCCACAUUUGUCAAAGAAGGAAACACAUCAGAACGGGUUGGCCUAUCAGAAUGGACUGGCCGAAGCCCCGCCCCCAGGCAAGAAAACCCAGUAGAGCAAGAUCUCAGCUCAGCCUCCACCUACGCUCUCAACAGAGCCAAGCUUUCAGUAUGUCUUAAGUGUGUGUGUGUGUGUGUGUGUGUGUGUGUGUGUGUGUG
Molecule: messenger RNA, 969 nt
Organism: Chanos chanos (milkfish)
Lineage: Eukaryota; Metazoa; Chordata; Actinopteri; Gonorynchiformes; Chanidae
Product: aquaporin-11
Exons: 3
Coding region: 27-866 (279 amino acids)
Biological process (GO): transmembrane transport
Cellular component (GO): membrane; cytoplasm
Molecular function (GO): channel activity
Source: RefSeq, a predicted model, not a curated record